UCCCCUAGGGUCGGGGUGCCCAGGGGGAAUCCCGGCUGACUCGCUCGUUGCAGUCGAAGCCCAUCGCCAGGGAAGGGAGCCGGGUGGCCGCGCCCGUCCGGCUGCGCCGCUUGCCGCCCCCAGCCCUGCAGCCCGGACUCGAUGGAGGCAGUGGAGUAGGGGGAGGCAGCGCCCGGCGCCGGGCUCUCCCCUCCGCUGACUCUGCAGCUGACCCGCGGAGAGCGAGAGACGUGCGUCUGGCUGCCCCCGCCAAGCUGCCGGUUUCGGAGAAGACGCCGUCUGGCAGCACGGAGCGCUGAGUUCUGCACCUAACCGAGCUCAGAGAGUUCAAGAAAGGAAGUAUUCUGGAUGGAUGGCUGCUGGAAACCCAUUGCCAUAGCCAGCUCUUCUUCAGUACUUAAGGAUUUACCCUGGCAUUGAGUAAUGAGAAUUUCGAAACCACAUUUGAGAAGUACUUCCAUCCAGUGCUACUUGUGUUUACUUUUGAACAGUCAUUUUCUAACUGAGGCUGGCAUUCAUGUCUUCAUUUUGGGUUGUAUCAGUGCAGGUCUUCCUAAAACAGAGGCAACCUGGCAGUUUGUAAUAAGUGAUUUGGAAAAAAUUGACAAUAUUAUUCAAUCUAUACAUAUUGAUACCACUUUAUAUACUGAAAGUGAUGCUCAUCCCAGUUGCAAAGUAACAGCGAUGAAGUGCUUUCUCCUGGAGUUACGUGUUAUUUUGCUUGAGUCCAAACAUCAUCUCCUUAAUGAAACAGUAGAGAACCUUAUCAUCCUAGCAAAUGAUGGUUUAUCUUCUAAUGGGAAUGUAACUGAAACGGGAUGCAAAGAAUGUGAGGAACUGGAGGAGAAAAAUAUUAAAGAAUUUUUUCGGAGUUUUGUACAUAUUGUACAAAUGUUCAUCAACUCUUCUUGAUUGUAAUUGAUCCUCUUCGGCAUUUCUGCUAUUAACAAACAUCUUCCCACGGCUUAAGGGCAAUGAAACUCUCUGCAGUUCACAUGGGCUGCCCAAACCAAUUUUUCUAACAAGAGGAAGAUCCGGAAUUUUGGAUCGGAUGAACUCUUGGAAAUGAAGGCAGAAAAAAUGGCAUUGAGUAACAUGGUGUCUAUGAACUGUCCUCAUACUUAUUUUGUUCACUUAGUCUUAAUUUAUUAUUGAAGUUGCACAUAUUUGUAGCAUAAUAUAAAGUAUUGAAUAAAAUUGUGUACCUACUUUAUCCUUUGAAAUUGCACUGAUACUUACCCCUUUAAGGAAGUAGGGGACAUUCCUUCAAGGGCAAGGGUCAAAUUACACAGCUGGCAGGGCUGAGCACCACUGGACAGGUCAACUGUGUGCUCCAGCCAGUCAGGAACCGCUAACCACCAGCCUUCACUCACUUCUCCAGUGGGUGUCCCACAAGGAGGAAGAAUUGACUCCCAACGAGAAAGGAGAAAUAGGUGUGAAACGGAUGCUUUACUCUGUAACAUAGUUAUUGAUAUCAAAAGCACCUGUUAUCAAAGACAGUGCAUGAACCUGGCAUGUACUGCACAUCAGUGAAUCUUAGGUGGGAGUGACAAUAAUAAACCUUCACUGAUAGGUAGAAUCGUGUAUGGAGAACUCGUGGUUGUAAUGAUGUUAAUAUUGCCAUGCUUUCCUGAGCGCAGGUGUUUUAUUUUCACAUUUUUUUUGCCAUGUUCAUAUAAUAAAAAAAACCUGAUUUGUUAGAGCCAGCAUUAUCUGAUGAAAAAUAAUUGUUUAUUUUUGCACUAUACUGUCUGAAAUUUCCAAGCUCUUUUUUAAUAAAACUCUGACUAAGAUGAAA
Messenger RNA from Callorhinus ursinus (northern fur seal), 1798 nucleotides. RefSeq names its product interleukin 15 (gene IL15). Gene Ontology annotation, molecular function: cytokine activity; cytokine receptor binding. The record is from RefSeq and is a predicted model, not a curated record. Gene Ontology annotation, cellular component: extracellular region. Gene Ontology annotation, biological process: neutrophil activation; positive regulation of tyrosine phosphorylation of STAT protein; positive regulation of immune response. Lineage: Eukaryota; Metazoa; Chordata; Mammalia; Carnivora; Otariidae.